This is a messenger RNA of Mytilus trossulus (common blue mussel), 1153 nucleotides long. RefSeq lists its product as uncharacterized. The transcript has 2 exons. Gene Ontology annotation, molecular function: G protein-coupled receptor activity. Lineage: Eukaryota; Metazoa; Mollusca; Bivalvia; Mytilida; Mytilidae. Gene Ontology annotation, biological process: adenylate cyclase-activating G protein-coupled receptor signaling pathway. Gene Ontology annotation, cellular component: plasma membrane. Bases 9 to 1091 code for a protein of 360 amino acids. The record is from RefSeq and is a predicted model, not a curated record.
GUGUUCUGAUGGAAAAUAGAACUGUUAUAGAGAAUGGUUAUGAUAUACCAUUUGUCAGUGACGAGACUAUCACAGGUUUUUAUAUUGGAAUUUUGAACUUCUUUUUUAUGAUAGCAAGUUGUAUAGGAGGACUUGUCACAGUACAAUUUUCGUUUAAAUACAACAAGAAGCGUUUUAUGAAAUGGAGAUAUGUGGAUCGUUUUAUAUUGUAUAAAGCACUAAAUGAUAUGGUGUAUUAUUUCUUUCCUAUAUGCUAUUUAGUCCAUGUGACAUUAGAAAAAGUCAACUAUCCGGUAUCAGCUUUCUGUACAAUGUAUGCUAUUAUAUCUAAUGUGUUUGGAUCAUCACAAGCCUUGAUGACAGUCACAGUAGCGGUCACAGCUUUUGUUUUGGUUUACUUUAACAAGCAACUGACUAUGGGACCAAGAGACUGUUACUUGUAUAUAAUAGUCUUAUUUAUUCCAGCAGCUAUGUUUACAGUAUUAGGCAUAUUCAAACAACUUGGACCAAAUGGUUAUUUUUGUAACUACGAUGCUGUGAAAGGCAGCAUUUCCCAUUUGGUGAUUGUGUCUAUUGGUUUUACUUUGAUCAUAUUAAGUACUAUAGUCCUCUAUAUACUGAUCUGCAUUAAGGCUUACAAACAAUCAAAGAAGAUUGAUGCAGUUUCCAAAAAGAAAUCGUUAGCAAAGAAAAGAACACUGGCCAUUGCAAAGCAUGCAUCACUUCUUAUAACAGCGUUCUUCUUUCAAUUUGGAGUCUUUAUAUUAGACGGAAUAUGGCGAGCUAUAGAAACACCACCUAACUGGGUUUAUUUCCUUACAACAAUAAUGAGUAGUUCAGGUGGCAUUGUCAAUAGUAUAGUGUUUUGUGUAAUAAGAAAAGAACAAAACAAAUCUGUUUCUCCGAUCGUAACGCAAUCAGGACAAUCAAACGAUACAAGAUCUGCUGGGACCACAAAGAAACCAGAUUCAAAAGUACCAAGCACGACAUAUCCAACAAUCACUCACAUUUUAGUAACUGGAAAACGAACAAACAACCCUCAAUCUUUGUCAUCUAGACUUAAAGAAUGUGAAACUCUUUCAAGUUUAUAAAACAUCCAUUUUAUUGACAUUUCCGAAACGCGACAUCAAAAAUAAAACCCAGUUGUUUUACA